AUGUCGACAGCAAAAGAUCUGUUGAUCGCGCAAUUAGACACGAUCUCUCAAGUGAAACGCGUGCUCGUGAAUUACAAGAAGUUGGCUAAGGUCAAUAUUACCCUGCCAAAAAUUCAAGAACGAUUGGACGAGCUUACGUCGCUCUGGGCAUCCUGCAGGGAGCUCCACGUCAAGCUCUUACAAUCUACGUCUUCAGAUGAACGGGCGAAGGUUGCCUACUUCGUCGAUGAAGAUUUUCUAAUCGCUGAGGAUGUCUACCUCGAGACGGCCGAUACGCUCCGUGAUAUGAUAAGUAAAUUAAGCGUCUCUUCACCGCCUUCUCUCGAUCGUAGCACUGACUCCUCGUUUCGCGACAGUAAUAAUAAUGGUUUCCAGUUGCCUCGUAUUACGCUUCCGAAAUUUUCGGGGAAGUUUUCCGAAUGGGAAAGCUUCAAGAACACUUUCGAGUCUCUCGUUGCUAGUAACGGUACGCUCACUAACACUCAAAAGUUUCAUUACCUGAAAACAAGUGUCAUCGGUGACGCUGCCUUAAUAAUAAAUAAUUUAAAGAUUUCGGAUCCGAAUUACGAAUCGGCGUGGCAACUCUUAAUUGCCGAAUAUGAUGAUGAGGCGACCUUGAUUAAUACUCACUUGCAUGCUUUCAUGAGCAUGCCCGUUAUGAAACAUGAAAGCGUAGGCGAGUUAAAGAGAUUGCGAGACACGGUGGCUGCAUCGCUGGCCGCGCUGACGAAUUUGAGUCGACCGGUUGCUCAGUGGGACGAUAUGCUUUUAAUGGAAAAGGGGGGAUUUCAAUUAAGGAAAUGGGCAUCAAAUUCGAUCGAACUUCUCAAGGAUUUGUCUGUUGACCAAUCGGAAGUAACCGAUCAUCUAAUCCUGACGGAAGAUUCACUUAAAGUUCUCGGCCUGUCAUGGAUGCCUAACGAAGACGUGUUUCGCUUGGUCGUGAACUCGACCACCCCCAGCGUUCCUACCAAACGCUCAAUUCUUUCAUUUAUCGCGAGGCUUUACGACCCUCUCGGAUGGGCCGCUCCCGUCGUGAUCGUGGCAAAAAUAAUACUUCAAGAGCUGUGGUUGUUACAUUGCGAAUGGGACUCUCUCAUCUCCGAUGAGUUAACGUCCCGUUGGAAUUAUUUUGUAUCAGAAUUUCACAAAUUAGAAAUGAUCAAAAUUCCACGGUGGACUGGUCAAGGUCCACAAACUCUCGCGCUAGAGAUACACGGUUUCGCUGACGCGUCAAAUCGAGCUUAUGCCGCCGUCGUAUAUCUUCGCGUCUAUCAUUCGCUUUCAGACUUCGCAAUAAAUUUAAUCGCAGCAAAAACAAAGGUCGCGCCCGUGAAAACCGUGAGCAUCCCGCGUCUAGAGUUAAACGCGGUAGUGUUAUUGAGUCGCCUCGUAAAGUGGACUGUUAAUUCGUUGCAGUUAGUUGGAACUCCGAUCCAUUGUUGGACGGAUUCCACGAUAGCUCUGGCGUGGUUGCGCCAGCACCCAUCAAAGUGGAACACAUACGUGGCCAACCGCGUGGCUGAAAUACAGAACAAUUUGCCAUCUACUCGGUGGAGUCACGUACCAUCGGCAGAGAACCCGGCGGAUUGUGCGUCGCGCGGGCUAUCCGCGUCUGAGUUAGUGUCGCAUUCGCUAUGGUGGACGGGACCACCAUGGCUUCGGCAACCUUCAACGGCUUGGCCGAUUCAUGAUAUGACGAAUACUAGACCCACUAAUGAACUACAGCAAGUUUCAGCUGAACUGCGAAAAACCAAAGUUCUUCACAUUGAAGGUGAAGAAGAGUGGGAUCUACUUUACAAAUUUUCAAGUUGGACGAAGCUCGUCCGAGUGACGGCUUACGUCCACAGGUUUCUCGCCUUACUGCGGAAGGAAAAGGUUCGUAAAUUUAAAAAAGAUUCGACACUGAGCGUCGACGAGCUUAAACGGGCCGAGCAAUUCUGGCUGUCUUAUGUCCAGCGGAGAGCUUUCAAGGUCGAAUUCAAAACUUUGCAAAAGACUGCCACGAUUUCAAAAAAGAGUUCCCUUCGAACUUUUGCUCCAUUCUUAGGAAAAGAUUCGGUACUCCGGCUUGGCGGGCGGUUGCGACACUCCGCUCUUAGCUACGAUGAGCAACAUCCCGUAAUCGUGCCGCGCGGACAACUCGCUUACCUUCUAAUCGCUCAAGCUCAUAAGAGUACACUCCACGGUGGAGUUCAAAUCGUGCUGCGCACCCUUCGUCAGAAUUAUUGGUUAAUGGGAGGGCGAAACUCCGUCAAGGGAUAUAUAAGACAAUGCAUCCCUUGCGUACGUCACUCGGCUAAACUUUCGAGCCAAUUCAUGGGAGACCUCCCGUCUCCACGCGUCAAUCCGUCGUCUCCAUUUGCUCAUACGGGAGUGGAUUAUGCUGGCCCUUUCUUAGUCACGCCGUUCGUUGGCAGAGGCCAAAAAACCAGAAAAAAUUAUAUAGCUUUGUUCAUCUGCCUCGUCACGAAAGCAAUCCACGUAGAGCUAGUCGAAGACUACUCUAGCGCUGGGUUCCUCGCCGCCUUUCGGCGAUUUGUGAGCCGAAGGGGCUUGCCGUCCAAGCUAUAUAGCGAUAAUGGAACGAACUUCCACGGGGCUGACAAGGAAUUGAACGACGCGUUCAGCGCCUUGAUGAAGGAUUCGUCACUGCACGACAUCCUUGCAAAUGACAAAAUUGAAUGGAACUUCAUUCCGUCUGCGGCUCCUCACUUCGGUGGGCUAUGGGAGGCGGGAAUCAAAAGUCUCAAGUCGCACUUAAAACGAGUCGCCGGUUCGCGAACUCUGUCACAGGCCGAAUUCGCGACGUUAUUAUGCCAAAUCGAGGCGUGCUUAAAUUCUCGUCCGAUCGCGGCAUUAAGCGACGAUCCGAGUGACCUAUCGGCACUCACUCCGGGUCAUUUCCUGAUCGGGCGCCCCAUAAUUGCGAUACCGGAGGAGUCAGUGCUCGAAAGUAAUGCGAAUCGACUAUCGCGAUGGCAGAUGGUCCAUUCUUUAGUCGAACAGAUUUGGCGCUCGUGGUCACAAGACUACUUGCACUCCCUGCAGCAGCGGCGUAAGUGGUCGGAAAAAACGUCUUGUUUUCGCAUAGGAGAACUCGCCUUGUUGAAGAAUCCCUUGCUCCCUCCGAGCAAGUGGAACCUAGCGCGAGUCACGCAGAUUCAUCCCGGCUCGGAUGGACUCGUGCGAGUAGUUACGGUGAGAACUGCGAGCUCGAUCCUGAAACGACCAAUUACGCUACUGUGCCGGCUGCCAAUCAAUAGCAAUAUUUGA
This is a messenger RNA of Nylanderia fulva, 3276 nucleotides long. The record is from RefSeq and is a predicted model, not a curated record. NCBI's taxonomy places the organism in Eukaryota, Metazoa, Arthropoda, Insecta, Hymenoptera, Formicidae.